CGAAAAGAUAAGAAAGAUUUUAGUAUUUUUUGUUCUUAAUCGACGGCAUUUGUAUUUAUAAAAAAUUCAAUCACACUAAUCUUCGAAAAAAUAUUAGGAAAAUGCAAGGACUUGGACUUCAAAGCUUAAAAAAGAAUCCAGCAUUGAUUCCACUUUAUGUGUGUGUUGGAGCGGGAGCUAUAGGAGCCGUCUACUAUAUGGCUCGGCUGGCUACUCGAAACCCAGAUGUCACUUGGAACCGCUCAUCGAAUCCCGAGCCAUGGCAAGAGUACAAAGACAAGCAAUAUAAGUUUUACUCGCCUGUGAGGGAUUAUUCAAAAACUAAGAGUGCUGCACCAAACUUUGAGGAAUAAAUUACGUUUAUUGGGUUACUGUAAUUUAAAUAAAGAAAAUGUAGUUUCAAAUUGCAUAAGAAUAUUAAAAUAACCCACUACAUUGCAUCAAAUAA
Drosophila subpulchrella is the source of this 448-nucleotide messenger RNA. RefSeq names its product cytochrome c oxidase subunit NDUFA4 (gene ND-MLRQ). Lineage: Eukaryota; Metazoa; Arthropoda; Insecta; Diptera; Drosophilidae. The record is from RefSeq and is a predicted model, not a curated record. The coding region runs from base 102 to 353 and encodes 83 amino acids. The transcript is spliced from 4 exons.